Messenger RNA from Salvia splendens (bonfire salvia), 2398 nucleotides. RefSeq names its product histone deacetylase 5-like. Gene Ontology annotation, molecular function: histone deacetylase activity. The record is from RefSeq and is a predicted model, not a curated record. Gene Ontology annotation, biological process: epigenetic regulation of gene expression. NCBI's taxonomy places the organism in Eukaryota, Viridiplantae, Streptophyta, Magnoliopsida, Lamiales, Lamiaceae. The coding region runs from base 151 to 2142 and encodes 663 amino acids. Gene Ontology annotation, cellular component: histone deacetylase complex; cytoplasm. The transcript has 14 exons.
AUCGUUUCAGUUACAAGAUUCAUUCACUUUUUUCUAGGGAAAGAAGGAUUCUUUCGUUCUUCUCCUUCACUCGCUCAAAAUUCAAACUUGGUAGAGCUAUUUCUCACACAAACUGAGAAAGAAAGAAAGGGAAAAAGUAGAGGUGGAGAGAUGGAGUCAAAUGGUGAAAUUGAGAGCUCAUUGAGCAGAAGCAACGGCGGUGAAGAUCGGCGGGUGGGUUUGAUUUUUGAUGAGCGAAUGUGCAAACACUACGCCCCUGCCCCUGCUGAGGAGCAUCACCCUGAAUGUCCUGAUCGGAUUCUGGCCAUCUGGAGCCUCCUCAAUUCCUCUGGCCUCGCCAAAAGAUGUAUUAUUUUGAAGGCCAAGGAUGUGGAGGAUAAUCAUUUAGCGUUGGUUCACACCAAAAAACAUAUCAGUUUGAUCAAGAGUAUUAGUUCCGUUAACUCCGAGUCAAAGAGGUCAAGACUUGCUGCAAGGUUUAAUUCCAUAUAUUUCAGUGAAGGCUCAACUGAAGCUGCUUCUCUUGCUGCUGGCUCUGUCAUAGAGGCUGCAGAAAAGGUUGCUAAAGGGGAACUUGAUUCAGCCUUCGCUAUUGUGAGGCCUCCUGGUCAUCAUGCAGAGGAAGGUGAACCAAUGGGCUUUUGCCUAUAUAACAAUGUUGCUAUUGCUACAAGUUAUCUAUUGAACGAAAGAAGAGAUUUGGGGAUCAACAAAAUCCUCAUAGUUGACUGGGAUGUCCAUCAUGGAAAUGGUACUCAAAAGAUGUUCUACAAAGACCCUCGAGUACUUUUCUUCUCAGUGCAUAGAUAUGAUUCCGGGACAUUCUAUCCAUCUGGUCAUGACGGCUCAUAUAUCAUGACUGGGGAAGAUUCAGGCGCAGGUCACAACAUUAAUGUUCCCUGGGAGCAUGGCCGGUGUGGAGAUGCGGACUACCUUGCUGUUUGGGACAACAUAUUGAUUCCUGUUGCCAAGGAAUUCUAUCCCGACAUGAUAAUUGUCUCUGCCGGGUUUGAUGCAGCCAUAGGGGAUCCACUGGGCGGCUGUUGUAUUACUCCACAUGGAUACUCAAUUAUGCUAGACAAGUUGAUGGAGUUUGCUGGGGGAAAGAUUGUUAUGGCCCUCGAAGGAGGAUAUAAUCUGAACUCAAUUGCAACUUCUGCCCGGGCAUGUGUUGAUGUAUUGCUUCACGGCAAGGCACCUAAUGUUGUGUCAGAGGCUUACCCUUUUGCUUCUACAUGGCGCGUGAUACAAGAGGUGCGCCGAGAAUUAAGCACAUAUUGGCCAGUACUUGGUGGAGAAUUACCUGAGAAGACGAUAAAUAAAACAACUCAAAUUGCGGUCUUGAGCUCUGAUUCUGAAGGCGAAACUGAAGACAUUGUUCUCGCCGUACCAGAAGAAGUCCUGACUAUUGACGAUGUCAUACUACCUUUAUCUAACCUGAAAAUCGACUUAGAUAGUCAAGUAGACCAGGAAGCGAAAAUGAAACCUUCAUGGAGAUCAGAGCUUUCAAAAGUUGACGUAUGGUAUGCAACCUAUGGAUCAAACAUGAAAAUGGCGAGGUUUCGCUGCUAUAUUGAAGGUGGACAGAUAGAAGGAAUGAGGAGGCCAUGUGUGGGUUCAAUGGACAAAAGCAAGCCCAAAGGAAUCAUUUGGAAAACUUUCCCUCAUCGCUUGUUCUUUGCACGAGAGCGUACAGCCACCUGGGGUCCAGGAGGUGUUGCUUUCCUCCAUCCCAAUAGUAAUGCGCAGGAGAAAGCUCACUUGUGCCUCUACAAAAUUACGCUGGAGCAAUUCAAUGACGUGCUAUUUCAGGAGAACUCUUUGAAUCUGGAAACGAGUCAUCCUUUGUUUGAUUCAGCCGCUUUACAGACUAUUCAAACUGAAAAAUCCAUCUCGGUGGAGCUUGUGCAGGGAGGUUGGUACCAUAAUCUCGUGUACUUAGGAAACGAGGGAGGUACUCCAGUUCUCACAAUGACAUGCAGUCUCUCUGAUGUGGACGAUUUCAUGUCUGGCAAGUUCCCGAUCAAUCCACCAUGCAAGGAGUAUGCUAAUACCUUGAUCACAGGGCUCGUUGAAGGGGAGCAGCUAUCGGAAGAGGAAGCCUCCGCUUACAUACAGGAAGCAUCUUCCAAACCUCUGUGAACCCCUCAUCUGUGCAUAUCAUUAAAUUCUUGGCUAGAUUUUGUGGUUUUUGGCAUUUCUUGUGCAGUUUUAGUGAUUUGGCCAAGUUAUUGGAAUUGCCAUGAGUAGGCUGUGUAGUGAUUGCUUUAGAUCAUGGCAGUUGUGAUUUUAGGUUAAGCUUUGCUUUGUUAGGCCAACCUUUUCUGUUGCUGAUUGCUAUGGUAAAACAUAAUUCAUUACAAUAUUAUUAUUAUUAUUAUCAUCAUUAUUAUUAUUA